Messenger RNA from Colius striatus (speckled mousebird), 1248 nucleotides. It is a transcript of the gene HEPACAM, whose product is annotated as hepatic and glial cell adhesion molecule. NCBI's taxonomy places the organism in Eukaryota, Metazoa, Chordata, Aves, Coliiformes, Coliidae. The record is from RefSeq and is a predicted model, not a curated record. The coding region runs from base 1 to 1248 and encodes 415 amino acids. The transcript is spliced from 7 exons.
AUGUGGGGAGCGCCGGCCGCCCCGCGGGGCCACCUCGUUCCCCCCUGCUUGCUGCCGGUGACCUGGCUCCUGGCUCUGCAUGCAGGUCUACUGGCGGGGGUGAACAUCACCAGCCCCACGCCUCUGGUCCGCGGCACGGCGGGCAAAGCGGCGCUGCUGUCGGUGCGCUACGCCAGCGCCAGCGCCGACAAGCCGGUGGUCAAGUGGCAGCUGAAACGUGACAAACCCGUCACCGUCGUCCAGUCCAUCGGCACCGAGAUCAUCGGCAACUUGCGGCCCGAUUACCGCGACCGCAUCCGGGUGCUGGAGAACGGCUCGUUGCUCAUCAGCCCCUUGCAGCUGGCCGAUGAAGGUGCCUACGAGGUGGAGGUGUCCAUCACUGAUGACACAUUCACUGGAGAGAAGACCAUCAACCUCACUGUGGACAUCCCCAUCUCAAAGCCACAAGUGCUGGUGGCCUCGUCAACGGUGCUGGAGCUCAGUGAGUUCUUCACCCUUAACUGCUCACAUGAGAAUGGCACCAAGCCUACCUACACCUGGCUGAAGGACGGGCGGCCGCUGAGCAACGACUCCCGCCUGCUCCUCUCUCCUGACCAGAAGAUUCUCACCAUCACCCGUGUCCUCAUGGCUGACGACGACGUCUACAGCUGCCUGGUGGAGAACCCCAUCAGCCAUGGCCGCAGUGUCCCCGUGAAGCUCACCGUCUACCGCCGCAGCUCCCUCUACAUCAUCCUCUCCACGGGCGGCAUCUUCCUCCUUGUCACCCUGGUGACUGUUUGCGCCUGCUGGAAACCCUCCAAGAAGUACGACUGCGGGGAGAAGCGGCAAGCGGAGACACAACCAGCCUCCGAAUACACCGAGCAGGACGAGGAGCGCCUGAAGCACGAGGCCGAGGGCCUGCAGCGCAGCGGCGAGCACGAGCGCAAAAACCCGGUGGCCUUGUACAUCCUCAAGGACAAGGACUCCCCAGAGGCGGAGGAGGAUUCACCACCCGAACCCCGCGGCACAGUGGAACCGGGUUACAGCAGCUCGCCGAUCCUGGCAGCAGGCCGCUCGCCUGGGCCGGUGGGGCGUUCCACUCGGCGCUACCAUCGCUCGCCGGCUCGCUCGCCCGCCUCGACCAGGACACACAGGUCGCCGCCGGGUUCGCCGGCGCGUUCCCGCGGUGCCCCGCGGCUGCUGCGGACUGCGGGCGUCCACGUCAUCCGGGAGCAGGAGGAGGCCAACGCCGUGGAGAUCAGCGCCUGA